This is a messenger RNA of Dibothriocephalus latus, 246 nucleotides long. The record is from the annotation of a GenBank genome assembly. Lineage: Eukaryota; Metazoa; Platyhelminthes; Cestoda; Diphyllobothriidea; Diphyllobothriidae.
AUGAUAAGCGGCUCUUUUAAUUUCAGACGCUGGUCGUUGGCUCCGAGGACAUCAACUGGUUUGAACUUCGACGGUCUGCGCGCUACCAGGAUCAUUAUCCAACCCACCAGUGGUGGUGACACCUACCUGCCGGUAGCACACACCUGCUACAACCUCCUAGACUUGCCGAAAUACUCCAGCAAGGAGAUCUUGCAGUCGAAAUUUAUGCAGGCCAUUGUGAACACGGAAGGCUUUGCUCUUGUCUAA